Molecule: messenger RNA, 2091 nt
Organism: Myotis myotis
Lineage: Eukaryota; Metazoa; Chordata; Mammalia; Chiroptera; Vespertilionidae
Gene: TNFSF9
Product: TNF superfamily member 9
Exons: 3
Coding region: 206-934 (242 amino acids)
Biological process (GO): immune response; positive regulation of cytotoxic T cell differentiation; positive regulation of activated T cell proliferation
Cellular component (GO): plasma membrane
Molecular function (GO): tumor necrosis factor receptor binding
Source: RefSeq, a predicted model, not a curated record
AGCAAGAAGCGUGGGACAGAGAUUGGAGGGCGAGAGAGAGCAAGGAGACCGGAGAUGAGAUCCAGAGAAGAGAAAGUUGGGGAAAGCCUGGCUGGAGGGGGCGGGCGCUGGGAUCCCCACCGUCUCCGCCCCGGAAAGCGGGGCUUCCGGGUUCACUAUAAAACGGGGAGCCCGGGACCCCGGCUUUAGCCGCCUGCCGCUGGUCAUGGGCUCCAGCUCCGACGCCGUCCCGGACCCCGAGGCCCCGCGGCCGCCCGCGCCCCCCGGCCCCGCCUGCCGCCGGCUGCCCUGGGCGCUGAGCGCCGCGCUGCUGCUGCUGCUCGCGGCCGCCUGCGCCGUCUGCGCCGUCCGCGCCUGGGAGCUGCCCCGCCGCCCCGCCUCGGGGCUGCCGAGCGGUUGGGGGACCCUCCGCUCACUUUCUGCCUUUCCUCCUCAGGAUGUGGGCGUGUUCGCGCAGCUGGUGGCCCGAGAUGCACUGCUGACAGAAGGGCUCCUGCAUUGGUACAGUGACCCUGGCUUGAAAGGUGUGUUCCUGGCACCGGGCCUGAGCUAUGAUGAGCACACACAGGAGCUGGUGGUGUCUGAGGCCGGCAUCUACUAUGUGUUUUUGCACCUGGAACUGCAACGUGUGGUGGCUAGAGCUGGCUCUGGCUCCGUCUCCAUUGCCUUGCAUCUGCAGCCGCCGGGCAGAGGGGCUGCAGCUAUGGCCCUGACCUUGGACCUGCCAUCUCCCUCCUCUGAAGCCGGGGACUCAGCAGCUGGUUUCCGGGGUGGCCUGCUGCACCUGCGCGCUGGCCAGCGCCUGGGUGUCCAUCUCAGGGCUGCGGCUGGGGUGCACCCCGCCUGGCAGCUUGCACAAGGUGCCACGGUCUUGGGCCUCUACCGAGUGGCCACCAAGGUCCCUGCUGGACUCCCCUCGGGACAGCCUUCAUGAGGCAGGCGGGGUUGCCACCCCCUGCAGGGAGACUAAAUCCUGCCUUUCUUCUGCGGGGCCUCUGGUGAUGAGCCCUGGCUUCUCUACCUCACCAGGCAGGGCAGGGGUUCUGGCUGCUGACCCCCUCCUCAAGGAUUCUCCUGGUCCCUCUAUCACUCCUGCCCCGAAUCAAACCCUUGGUAUUUAUUAUGAGCCUGAGCUCAGACAGUGGACUUUAUAUUUAUCUGUUUAACUUAUAUUUAUUGAGUGCCCAGGCCAGGUACUGUGCAGCAGGGCUGAAGAAACAGACCAAAACAACCAACAGCAAGCAAGACAGACCUCAAAAAAUCCUUACUUAUGUUAAUAAGUGAGAAAUAAAGACUCACUCCGAGCCUCCCCCUUUGGGAUUUGUGGGGUAGCUUUAGGGGGUCUGCAGAAUUCUUUGUUGUGUGAGUUUCAUUCAUGCAACUUGUCUUUUGACCAUCUACUAUGUGUCAGGCACUGUUUUAGGUGUUGAGGACACAGCAAUGAGCAAAACAGACCCAAACUCCAGCUUUUGCCAAGCUGACAUCUUCUAGGCUGGUUUGCCACUAUGACUGUGAUUGUGACCUGGUGUGCCUGGGCCAGGGGGCAGUGUGAGUGGUGGAUGGUACUGGGUAAUAAAAUGUUUAUAAAUGUAAUGACUGUAUUGAGCUUUUACUGUACACCAGACAGUGUUAUCUGGGACUCAUAACUACUGUAUGCUUUAGGGGUUUUAUUAUUUCCAUCCUACUAUUAUGUAUGCUCGAGGUUAUUUUCCUCUAUGGUAAGUGGGUGGUGGAAAUACUGUAGAAUACAGUUCUGCAGGAAGUCACUUGCCAGCUCUGUUCAGUACCGUCACGCCAGUAACUUAAAAUCAGCCACGGGAAUCAGCAAAUGCUACAAGCCAGGGCUUGAUUUAUUGUCUGCUGGUCAGCUAGACUUAAAGUGAUGGAGGAACUGAUGUUAAACAAGUAGAUUAGACUUAAAAGUGUGUCUUGGCUCUACCUGUUAUGUUGUGAAUAUCAAGGAAGUCUUCAUCUACUGUUUUCAAAUCGUUAUCUGAUUUUGUAAAGAAGUUGCUCAUGUUUUCACAAGCAAGUGAAGUGUGGACAUACAUCUUUGGCCCGUUUUAUCUUAGUAUUUUUUUAAAAAUUGAU